UCCGAUUUCAUGGGGAGUGGCUACAUGCGUGUGUAAAUAACGAGUAGUUAUGGUUAUAAAAAACGCCAAAUGGAAUUAUAAACUCUCUGUGCAAAACAAUAUCAGGCGAUGAUGAGAAUGAAAAAGAAUCCAACCUAUAGGAUGUCCUUUUUAAUACUUAUCGGUGUGAGUUUUUGAUCUUUCUGGCCACAAGCAACUACGAUCCAUUUUAGGAAUCACUCGGAGACGUAAAAUGACAAUUAAGGCCUCGUAUCCCAGAUUUCCGGUAUCCCUUGACACUCACCAAAGCGGCAGUUCGAGAUCGACCGGUUUAUUACGACAAGGCUAACCUGCAGAACAGUCGCAAGUUUGACGAUAACACAGCUGAAAUAUCUCUUUGUCAUCAUUUUAGUCAGCCUUUUUACCUUAUAGACAUGUCUGAUGAGGUGGAGAAGAAGCUUGAUGUAGAGAAUUCCAACUCAAACCCGGAGGAAAGCCUGAAGGAACAAGCCGCCGGUGAUGACGAGUCUACGGAACAGAAAAAAAAAUUUUCCGUUCUGAAGGUGAAAUUUGGACCAGAUUCUUCUGGAGACACAAGUGGAGAACACUCGAAUGAGUCUUCUUCACCAUCCAGUCCGAUCGAAAGCCCGCGAAGCCCUGAACAUUUCACUCACGGUUACGCUACCAACGAAGCCAUCCCCAUGACUAUCUUCUAUCGCAGUCAGCACUCGCACGGACACGGUGGAAAACAACGGCCCACACUGCAGCAACUACGAAAAGGCUUAGAAAAUGACAAGGCUGAAUUUAUAGAGGAAACUGCCCCUCUGGAUGAUAGCAAAUUAGAAGAUGGCCAGGAUUCUAUAGAAAUAAGAAAUGCAAGGAGUGCACCAAAGUUUGGUUGGAUCAAAGGUGUGCUUUUUGGCUGUCUGCUCAACAUAUGGGGUGUGAUGCUUUAUUUACGGCUCUCCUGGGUGGUGGGACAAGCUGGAAUAGCUUUGGCUUCUCUCAUUGUGAUCAUGUCUGCUGUGGUAACUACUCUGACGACAUUAUCAUUAUCUGCAGUUUGUACCAAUGGUGAAGUCAAAGGAGGUGGUGCCUAUUAUCUCAUUUCCCGCAGUCUAGGGCCUGAGUUUGGAGGCUCCAUUGGCAUAAUCUUCUCAGUAGCCAGUGCUGUGGCAACAGCAAUGUAUGUGGUUGGCUUUUCAGAAACAGUGCGAGAUAUUCUCCGGGACAAUGGCUCCCUUAUGAUAGAUGAGUCCAAUGACAUACGCAUUGUAGGCCUCAUUACUGUUGUCAUUCUCCUUGGCAUCACCAUGAUUGGGUUAGAAUGGGUUGUGCGUGCACAAAUGUUACUUCUCAUAGUACUAGUUAUUUCCAUUCUUAAUGUGCUGAUUGGCACUUUCAUCGGGCCACAGUCUGAGGAAAGCAGAAGCAGAGGUUUUGUUGGGUACCAAAAGGAAGUGUUUGAGACCAAUUUGGGUCCUGGUUAUAAAGGCGAGAGUUUCUUCUCUGUCUUUGCAGUCUUCUUUCCUGCUGCAACAGGGAUUUUAGCUGGGGUGAAUAUAUCUGGUGAUCUCAAAGAUGUGCACAAGGCUGUUCCAAAGGGGACCUUGCUGGCCAUUCUAAUCAGCACCAUUGUGUAUGUCAUGCUUGCCUGGUUUGUGGGUGGAUGCGUCGAAAGGGAAGCUCUGGGGUUUGUGCAGGAGGUGUUGCAAAAUAAGACUUUGGCUUCUUGUGUAGAACAGGAGUGUAGAUAUGGGCUUCUAAAUGAUUUUCAGGUUAUGGAGGAAGUGUCGGGAUGGGGUCCAAUUGUAACAGCAGGCAUCUUUGCAUCCACUUUGUCCUCUGCACUUGCGAGUCUUGUCGGGGCACCCAAAGCAUUCCAAGCAGUUUGCAAAGACAAGCUUUUUCCUUACAUAGAUUUCUUUGGUGUUGGUUAUGGGCCUGGCAAUGAACCUCGUAGGGGCUACAUCUUGGCUUUCUUCGUGGCGGCAGCGUUCAUUGCCAUCGGAGAUCUCAACGUGAUUGCCCCAAUCAUUUCCAACUUUUUCCUCAUUGUGUACGCUCUCAUCAACUACGCCGUGUUUGCUGCCUCGUUAUCGCGUUCUCCGGGAUGGCGGCCCUCGUUUAAGUACUACAACAUGUGGGUGUCGCUGUUAGGGGCCUUGCUGUGUAUCGCUAUGAUGUUCCUUAUCAACUGGUGGGCCGCACUGUUGACAAUAUUCAUUGUGCUGAUAUUGUACAAGUAUGUCGACUUCACCAAACCUAAGGUGAAUUGGGGAUCAUCUGCGCAAGCGUACACUUUCGUGCAGGCCUUGCGCUACACUCGCCGAUUGGAUGGAAUUGGUCAUCACGUGAAAAACUUCCGUCCACAUUGUUUAGUGUUAACCGGACAUCCACAAGACCGACCCAACCUUACAUACCUAGUGUCUCAGAUCACUAAAAACGUCAGCCUUAUGGUGUACGCUAAUGUGAUAAAGGAAGCUUUUGGAAUGCUCCCUGAAGACGAAUCAGAUGUCGAGUGGAUGAGAAAACACAAGAUCAAAGCUUUCCGCGCUGUGACCACAGCGCCCAGUCUCCGCAUGGGGGUGCAGUCCAUGAUUCACCUCACCGGACUGGGAAAGAUGCGGCCAAACACGGUUGUCAUGGGCUAUAAGAAUAACUGGACAGAUAAGAGGUACUUAAGUGAGGUAGUAGACUAUCUUGGCGUUAUUAACGAUGUCUUCGAGCUCAAGUAUGGUCUGGUCAUUCUUCGAAUGAACGAAGAACAGAAGAAAAAUUUCAUCGUAGAGAAGGUGGAUGAAAGCUCUUCGUCGGAUUCGGACUCGAUUAUAGAAGAAGACGAAUAUCCUAAGCCCAAACGUUCCUCUCCGGCGAAAAAGUCAACGAACGAAGAGAGAGAAAGUCUUACUAGCCCUGAGAAGGCGUCCGAACUAACGUCCGAAUCUUCGCCGACACCGGAGGUCAAGAUUGCAUUGAAAGAGAAACAAACGGGCACCAUCGAUGUCUGGUGGCUGUACGAUGAUGGUGGCCUGACGGUAUUGCUGCCGUACCUGCUGACACUUCAUCGUGCCUGGAAGAAGUGCAAAUUGAGGUUUUUCUCAGCUAACAUUCGCUCCAAGCACGAGGUGAAUCCGCAAGGUUUGCAAAUGGCAAACUUGUUAAAGAAGUUCCGCGUUGACGCUAGCUGCGUGGAGCAAGUUGAAAUCAAUGAACCGCCGUCGAAGGAGAGCAUCGAUGCUUUCAGACGUCUGCCAGUCAAAGAGGAGCUUGGAGAAGAGCCUAUCAAAGACCAGAAAGUUCUUAGAACGAUUCGCAUCGGAGAACUCGUGCGGCAGCACUGCUCAGAGGAGACAAGGUUGGUCGUAAUCUCCAUUCCAGUCCCCGUCACUGACGUCACAACCCCUUUGAUGUACAUGAGUUGGCUUGAGGUGAUGUCCGCUGACUUACCGCCGGUUCUACUCGUACGUGGCAAUCAAACCAAUGUGUUGACAUUUUACUCCUAGUUUAGACUUUAUUUUUUGGUCAUAAACCUUUUCUUAGCCUACAUACGCGUCCUACGAAGGCGGUUCUGUUUCAGUUUGAUGGUUUAGCGAACUCAGCUCAUACUAAUAAAUAUUACUGGCGAAACAGAGAAAGCGAAGCGAAGAAAGUUGUCCUGUUUGAAAAAUCUUGCUACCACGGAACUGAUCCCACUUAAGUUUGGAUUGUGAGACGUUAGCGUUUUAAAGCAAUACCAGUAAUUUAUAACCUUCCCUCCCCCCUCCCCCACCCCCCGAAGAAAAAAACGGAAAAAAAAGGAAAAAACUUCAAAAUAGUCCGAAAUGUUUAACUCGUAGUGGAACACAGCUUACUUUACUCAGAAAUUGCACUUCAUGCACUCUUUAGCUUCCAUGAUACAACUAUUUCACAGCUGCUAUCCUUCAAAAACACUUUCAAAUUCUAUGUUAAUGGCUUUAACGUCUCAUUGGUUGACGUCUUUUUAGCUUAUUUAUGCAACCGUCUAACCUUAUGUACGAUCAUAGUGAGGUGUCGUUGAUGGAGCUUAUGCCAAAGGUUCCAAUAACGACACCUCUCUAAUGCAAAACUAAAAUGUUUAGGUUUCUAAAAAUAUUGCAAAGAUCAGCGAGAUGGGUAUAUCUGUCACAAUUAUUGGAUGAAAUUACCAUUUCAUGAAAAACAGCAGCAGUUUUACUCGUAAACAAAAAAAUGCACUCGUGCCAUACAGUUUGUCUUCCGUAUUGGAAGACAGUGCUUGAGGUUGAAAGAGUUUUUUGAAAAGAAUCAAUCAAGAAGUAAACUUUAAGCUGAAUCACCAUUGAUUUCCAGCAUCGCGAUAUCACUUCGAUCACAUUCUCACUCGAUGAAAGUUAAUAAUAAAUCCUUAAAUCAUUAUCAUGUACUGAUAAUUAGUAACGUAUUGUAAGUUGUCCUACUUAAAACCGCGUGGUGUUGAUGAGGAUAUUGUCACCUGGUUUUCAGUGGGACAGUGUUAAACCCCGGUGUAAAAAAUACUUUACGAUAGGGUAAAAUGACAGAAGUAUAUUUAGCCUGUAUCGAGGCUUUGUAUUGACAAGGCGACUGCUUCUGCCAUAAUAAUUGGCACCAGUUAAUAUAUUUUAGCAGUAAAAAUUGACAUUAGAAUAAAAUUGGUUUAGCAAAUUGCCUUUAAGGGUUGAGGUAAAGAGCAGAUUAUAUUAUUAAUGAUUUGCAUUCUUUUUGGACCAAACUAUUCAGUAUUGUCUUAAGAAAGACCUAAAUCUCAGUGCUCAUAUCUGCUCUCUGCGACUCUACGCUUAUGAAACUGCCACCUACAAUUCAUAUAGCAACACUACAGCUUUGAUACUAACUCUUACCUAAGAUCUGCAUUAACUGUCUUCUUGGUUCGUUUCCAACCAUUUGACAGUCGAUUGCACGAAAACUUAGGCGAUGAUUUCGAAUAAUUCCUCCCUAACAACCCGAUCUUCAUAUUGGUAAUUCUUCUGUCGAAGUGAGACACCUUACUUUUUAAAACAACGCUUUUUAUUUUAACACUCAUGUUACUUACAAGCUUUAUCAUUUAUAUAUUUAAUGGAUUCGUACAAGUACAAGUACAGGUGCAUAACAAUAGGACAUAAGUCCCCUACCUGGUUAAUACACCCAUACCCACCACCCAUCCCACCCCAGGGGAGGACAUCCACCACACAGUAAUCUCGUGCGUGGGAAAUUAACGUCUCCUACCCCAGCCCUGCAGGAGACGUGGCCUACGGUUUUACGUCCUAUCCGAGAAGACGAAGCAAUGUGUGAGGCGUCUUGCUUAAGGACACAACGUCAUGCCCCAGCCAGGACUUGAACUCGGGCCGUCCGACCCAGAGUUCAGCACACUGACCCACGCCUCAACCAUUUGACACCUUUCCCAUCAAUGGAUUCAGCGUACUUUUAGUAUUAAACAUUUGCUUUAUUUAAGAGUUCUGUGCAAGCUGUUGAGAUCAUUUGGUCGGGAGGAUGGGAAGACGUGCGGGAUGAGAAAACCUGUAGUGUGAGAAAGCCUGCGGGAUUAGAAGACUUACGGAAUAGGAGCAACAGCAGGACGAGAAGACCCGCGAGAUGAGUUGACCUACAGGUUAAGAGGGUACAGGUCUUUUCAUUUCGCGGGUCUGAACGUACUAAUGCAGAUUUAAGUUUCGGUUCCAGAAUAUUUGGCUCUGGUUGCAUAUCCAACAUUGUCUUAGGUAAAUUUGGACGGUGCUGUUGUUACGCGAGUCAUCUCGGUCAUCAAACUCACGAAC
Messenger RNA from Pocillopora verrucosa, 5747 nucleotides. Its product is annotated as solute carrier family 12 member 2-like. Lineage: Eukaryota; Metazoa; Cnidaria; Anthozoa; Scleractinia; Pocilloporidae. Gene Ontology annotation, biological process: potassium ion import across plasma membrane; chloride transmembrane transport; potassium ion homeostasis. Gene Ontology annotation, cellular component: membrane. The record is from RefSeq and is a predicted model, not a curated record. Gene Ontology annotation, molecular function: sodium:potassium:chloride symporter activity.